AUGCAUGCUUGGUACGGGAAUUUAAUGUUGUUAAUAAGCCUACUGUUUUUUGUAAGUGGGAACGAAGAUGAAUCUGCGAAUGAACAUUCUUUGGAGUUGACCCAGUCCUUGAACUUAGCCCGGCAAGAGCUUAUUCAAGACGCAUGUCGGCGAUUUCCUAUAAAAUGGAGUCUCGAUGAAUUACCCUCAAGUCAGCUGGAACAUAUUCUAGUUGAUGACACCCAUAGACUUCUCUAUUGCUAUGUGCCAAAGGUGGCAUGCACAAACUGGAAGAGGGUGCUGAUGAUACUGGAGGGAAAAUGGAACGAUACGGAUGUACUGUCCAUACCGGCCAGUCUUGCGCACUCGCCGGGAAUGUUCCGGAACCUUAGUACGGUGCCGAAAGAAGAGCGGGACAUCAUGUUGGACUCGUACCACAAGAUGAUCAUCGUUAGAAAUCCCUUCGAGCGUCUCUUGUCGGCGUACCGAAACAAAUUGGAGGGAGAGACUCAGAGCGCGAAAUAUUUCCAGGACCGUGUGGGCAAGAGGAUAGUGCGCGCUUACCGCGAGAACCCCUCGAACGAGUCGCUGGAGCACGGCCACGACGUCACCUUCAAGGAGUUCGCGCUGUUCCUCACGAACAAAUCGGAGGAGUUGGCGGACGUGGUGAACAACGAGCACUGGCAGCCCAUCACCAGCCUAUGCCACCCGUGCCUCAUAAAGUACACUUUAGUCGGUAAAUACGAGACGUUGCUUGACGACUCUCUGCUCGCGCUGAACACGAUAAACGCGUCCCACAUACAGUUCCCGAGGCUCGCCCGCACUUCGGGCACCGCCGAGAAACUCCACAGGUACUUCUCGCAGCUGGACCUGCCGCUGAUACGUCGCCUCUACAAAGUGUACAAGUACGACUACAGAAUGUUCAACUACGACCUGGACAACAUUGUCGGCUACGACCUCGGA
This is a messenger RNA of Iphiclides podalirius (scarce swallowtail), 942 nucleotides long. Lineage: Eukaryota; Metazoa; Arthropoda; Insecta; Lepidoptera; Papilionidae. The record is from the annotation of a GenBank genome assembly.